AACUCGCGCUCUGCAUGCGACACGGCGAGAGCGCGAAAUGGCCGCGCGCUGCACGCAGUCGCCCACCACCGCUUCAGUAGUAUCUCCCAGGAAAGCAAGCGAACCGCGCGACUUCCUCGGCAGUUCUUCUACUGCUCAGUGCACUUUACUUACGCAGUCAGUCCAGCUUUGGAAGUCGGCCAAGCUCUGUCGCCGCAUGCACUUUUACCGGGCCGAGUUUUCGGCUUCGAUUUUCAAGAGUAAAGUAAUAGGAUCAUGCUAUUAGCUGCUGAUGGUGACUCGACUGGAGCAAUUGCUAGGUUGAAUUGUAUGCAGAGGAAUUUCCUGUGACAAAUGUCCGAUCAAUCAACAAGAUUUGGUCGAGAGAAUUGGGAUAAAAUGCAUUUGACGAAUACACCAGUUGCUACAACAAUGCCUGGUGUCAAUUCUGAAUCGUCAAGCCCAAGUAGCGAUAACAUGGAAGAUGAAAGUCCAAAUAAUUUCAUGACUUAUGUGCGCCAGCUGGCUGGUAGACAUGAAAUUAUUGAUGUAGUAAUGCUAGACCACGGUUAUGCUCGACCAUGGAACUGGUUGCCACAAAACGAGUACGUCAAACCUGCCAAGAAGAUCUUCUUUUCAAAACUUCAAAGUACAAAUUCAGAGGGUGCUUCGAGUCCUGAAGAAUUCAUCGACGUUGAAAAUGGGGAUCCAGAACCAAAAUCACCAACUUGUGAUUUGUCUCAAGCCAGACAAGCUAUGGAUGAAUUUCAGAGGGUGGCCAACUUUGUCAGGCCAGAAGAUACAGAUGAUUGGGAGGAGAAAAUUGAUAAGAUACUCUGGUCUCCUGUGCAGAAUAGGAUUUUCAGCAGGAUUGUGAGGAUAUUGAAUUCAGAGCGCAUAGCAAGGCUAUCAAAGUCAAACAGUAAACUUGAACCAAUCGUACGACGAACGUUGAUUGAUAACACAGCGAGAAGGUUUCGCGAAACUAUGGCGUCUGCCAAUUGGGAUUUGAGAAUAACUCAAUGGCUCCACGGUUUGUUAUUCGAUUAUUUACCACAAGAUUAUCUAGCCAUUUAUUUGGACAUUCUUCAGACUCUAAGGCAGAAGAUUCCUCAAUUGAUUGACAAAAUGAUAGCGAUUCAGCCAAAUAUCAACUUUAAAGGCAGCUCACUAUCAUGGGAAACUUUGGGUCCCCUUCUUAAAAAGUCGUGGGAUCCCGUUUCCCCAGAGCUUAAUUCUUGCAGAAUGAAAAACUUAAAAGCCAAUCCGAUUUUGAUAGUAAUUCCUAAUGGAUUGCCGACCAACAUUUCAACUCGGCAGCAAAAAUUUGUCGCGCAGUUGGGAGCCCUGGGCAUGGCCGUCACUGUGAAUCCACAAUUAGCUCAGACGGCGAGUAGGAUGACGAUGAUAGCGGGAACCGAACAACUCGUGCAAGCAACCAGGUUAAAGAUACAGGAAGUCAGAGUUGCCUAUCCUGGCACACCAAUUUUUCUUAUCGGUUUCAACACUGGUGCUGCUGUAGCUUGUAAGGUCGCUCUAUUGGAGUACGUAACGGCGAUCGUCUGUCUGGGCUUUCCAUUGAAUACAGUUGAUGGCAAGCGGGGCAAUCCGGACGAUACCCUGUUGGACGUGCGUGUCCCCGUGAUGUUCAUAAUCGGCCAGAAUGCGAUUCAGGCUCGCAUUGACGAUGUCGAGGACUUGCGUGAGCGCAUGCUGGCCGCAACGAAUUUAGUAGUAGUCGGAUCUGCGGACGACCAGUUGCGCAUCUCCACGGCAAAAAAGAUCACCGAGCGUAUAAGCCAGAGCAUGGUGGACCGUUGCAUUCUUGGCGAGAUCCGUAACUUCUUAGGCGGAGUAUUAGCGAAUGGAUCAUUACCCGUUAAAUCGACAAAUUCUCUCGGCAAUUACGAAAACAGAAAUAAGAAAGCAGGCCCAGACGGGAGAAAGAGAAGAGUUUCGACGAGUAGUUCGGUUUCGGUGGAUAGUGAACCACCAUCACCGAACAUCAAAAAGUUCAGAGAUCAGUUACCGCAACUCGUAAGUGCCAAUAAUGGUCAGAGAAUGCCGGUAAGUACCAAUGCGCUGCCUAGAGGAACUUUGGUUCCGUUAACGGGAACCACAGCCACGCAAACACCCAAAAGAAAACCCAGAGGAUCUUAUACCAAUCAGAACUACCCCGACCAACUGAUAACGUCAAGACUCACACCACAGCAACAAAGUGUGGACAAUUCGACCGGUGGAAUAACGUUGAACAUCGGUUCUUUUGCUAGUCUAGCUCCGGUGGGUCCGAUUCGAUUCGAACCCGCGUCAAUCAACCUGCAGUCAUCAGCAGCGGUUAAAGCCGGCAUCAACACACUAAAGACCACCAAUGCAUUUAUCAAGGUAUCAAAGAACAACCAAGUGAACAUCGGUGGUCAGCAGCAGAGUGUCGCGAAGAUAAAAAUGCUUCUGCCAACAAAAAAACCCGGACAGCGCACCUACAAGAAUCCCAACCUCACGGACAAGACCGGCGAAAUUAAUAUGGUGAAUGUCUUGUCGCCGACGAGCACUGGUAUCAGGGUUAGCGCACCGGCGGGUACAGGUAAUUUACUUUUAACGAACAUGAAAACCCCCACGAGAAUCGCCAACACACCUCAAUUACCAAGCUUCCAUCUAGCAAGAUCAUCUGCCAAUGGGACUGUGAUUGGGAUACCCGUAACGUCUGCUAACGUUGUCUUCACUCCGAAAAGCUCUGUGCCUGUUACCACGACGGUAUCGACAACGAUGGCAACAGCUCCAAAGGCUCUACCAACGGUGCCGACUAAAGUGGCGGACAUCGCAAUAUCAGGUGGCAGCAGGAAGUACUCGAUGAUCCACACAAGCUCCACUAACCAGCUGGAUCAGGCAUCUCAGAGUUCACUAAUUGGCACUGGGGCUCCAACUAAAGAAAGAUCUCAGAAGUUUGGCCUCGUACCUACGAUUUCGCUCAAAAAGCUGCCCUGGCCACAGACUAAGGCUGAGACAUCAGAGAACGGUGUAAAAAAUGACGUACAAUUUAAUGAAACGCCUCAGAUGACUCCAAGUAGUUUAGACGACGAUCUGGGUAACAUCCUAGACAUCCCGAUCAUAAUCGCCAAGGACGGGGAAAAUCUGAACAACUUGGAGCAUCUCUCCCCGCUACCUCAGACCGUGACUCCGGUCACCUUACAAUCCUCUGAAGUCAAGAGUCUUCCAGUAAUAAACGCCGUGGGUAACAAGGUCGUCUUUAUCAACAACAAGAGUCUGAUCUCCUCGACUGACGCCGUAUCAUCGACGAAUACAAUGACGCUUAGUCGACCUGGACUGACAACCCAGCCGACCAUCAAGUACACCAAGAUUAUCCUAACGAAGAAGCCCGAACACGAGGAUAGCCAAAGAGGCAAUCCUGUGCUCCUCACUAAAGCCUGUCGAAGAACCAACAACUUCGUGGUCCUUGAUCCUAAGAGCGAGGUCAAGUAUGCCCAGACUGUGACGAGGAUCCCGGCAAAUUGUUUUGGAGAACUGCAGACAAAUGAAAACGUCGUUGGUCCACAGCACAAUUCUAACGUUCAGAAAACGAAGGAGGGUUGUAUCGAGCUGAACGUUGAGAACGGCCAGAAGCCGUAGUUCCUUGUACAGAAUUUCAGUAGCGAUUAACUUUACUUAGUGAGAUUAGUUUAACUGGCGAUUAAUUUAAGUUUUAUGGUGGAGUUAGGCUUGCCAUUGAAAUAGUACUGUACACGCUAAUAACGAGAAAUAUUGUGUUCAUUCUGAUUGAUUUUUUAAGACUGAAAUGAUGAUAUCGAACUUCAGGUAAACGCAUUUAAGAAUUAUCAUGUAUUUGGACAUUUUAAUUUAAAGAGAAACUGAACUUUUUUAGAAUUUAAUUAAACGUAGUUACGUGAAUAGUGUGCAGCGAUUUUUAUCUUUAUAAGAAUAUUGAUGUUAUCCAUGAAAUAUUUAUAUAUUUAUUUACGCAAAAAAUGAUAACGUUAAUAAAAAUUUAUUUUUCAACGCUUUAAAUUUCAUACUAGUUCUAUGAAUUUUUGAACUUAUCUUGGCGAUGUUAAGACAAAGAUAUUACAUUUUUGCCAGAUGUUUAGCUUUAAUAAUGCUCUUCUUGAAUUGCCUGGUAUAUUAAAAGUCUGUAAAUAAGGAAGCACGCAAAAAUGAAAAUUUAACUACCAAGUUCAUCAAAGCAUUCGACUUAUAAACUCACUUGUUAAGAAUUUGCUGCCUUAAAAUCUAAACUUAAUGUACAGUUUUUUACUCAGCCCAAUACAAAUUUUGUGAAAGAUAUUUUCUUUUCAAUUGUUAAAUUUUGCGUUCAAUAAAAGUGAUUAUUCUUAUGAA
Molecule: messenger RNA, 4329 nt
Organism: Nasonia vitripennis (jewel wasp)
Lineage: Eukaryota; Metazoa; Arthropoda; Insecta; Hymenoptera; Pteromalidae
Gene: Rcd1
Product: KAT8 regulatory NSL complex subunit 3
Exons: 9
Coding region: 334-3603 (1089 amino acids)
Biological process (GO): positive regulation of transcription by RNA polymerase II
Cellular component (GO): NSL complex
Source: RefSeq, a predicted model, not a curated record